AGCAUGAAAACCAAAUUCCAGAUUCGGCCUGAUGGACGAUGAUGCAAUUGCUCCACCUCUGAAUGACCGGACGACUCAAACGGCGCAACAGAUCCCGGUGCUCAGUGUCCGCGCUGGUCCGCGCGAUGGUGACGAAUGGAUCAAGCGAUUGAAGGAAGAGUACACAUCGUUGAUCCAAUUCGUGAAGAUGAACAAAGAAGCAGACAGUGACUGGUUCAAAAUUGCGUCCGACGCCACAGGCAUGAAGUGGAAUGGGACGUGCUGGGCGUAUCACCAAGGAUUGCGGUAUGAGUUUGCCAUGUCAUUUGACAUUCCCGUCGCGUAUCCUGCCGCGCAUCCCGAGAUCUGCAUUCCUGAAUUGGACGGCAAGACUGCCAAGAUGUACAGAGGUGGAAAAAUCUGUCUGACUGUGCACUUUGGUCCAUUGUGGCAGCGCAACGUCCCUCGCUUUGGAAUCGCUCAUGCAUUGGCGUUGGGGCUGGCGCCAUGGUUGGCUGCAGAAGUUUCCGACCUCGUCGAGCGUGGUUUCAUUACACCAGUAUAAGCCACGAGAAGAGUUAGGAUGGUCGGAGAGUUCUCAAUAACGUCAACUUUCCAAACUAGUUACGAAAA
Aphanomyces invadans is the source of this 612-nucleotide messenger RNA. RefSeq lists its product as hypothetical. The transcript is spliced from 6 exons. NCBI's taxonomy places the organism in Eukaryota, Oomycota, Saprolegniomycetes, Saprolegniales, Verrucalvaceae. Gene Ontology annotation, biological process: protein K69-linked ufmylation. The record is from RefSeq and is a predicted model, not a curated record. Gene Ontology annotation, molecular function: UFM1 conjugating enzyme activity. The coding region runs from base 32 to 544 and encodes 170 amino acids. Gene Ontology annotation, cellular component: cytoplasm.